Molecule: messenger RNA, 5350 nt
Organism: Paramuricea clavata
Lineage: Eukaryota; Metazoa; Cnidaria; Anthozoa; Malacalcyonacea; Plexauridae
Source: the annotation of a GenBank genome assembly
AUGCCCGAACGAUGCGUUGUCUAUGGCUGUAACAACACAGCAAGAUCAGAAAAAGGUGUAUCUUUAUAUCGUAUACCUUACUGCGACGAUAAUCGGCAAGUAGCAAAAGGCAGGCGAAAGAAAUGGUUGGACUUUAUUCGGCGGAAGAGAGACCAAUGGACGCCAAGUUCUGGUUCAGUUGUUUGCUCAAAACACUUCACGGAAGACUGCUUUGAAUACGGUUCCGACACAGACCCACUAUACAAAACCCCUAAGCUUAAACGAGAUGAAAUUGGGAUUACUGCUGUUCCAUCUUUGAUGCCAAAAGCGACAUGUUUGGAUAGUGAACGCAAUGUGCGCCUACAACGCAGAGGAAAGGUAUGAAUAUGUUUCUUGUAUAUUUUCUAGUGUUUUAGUUUGAAUUAAAAUAAAGUUCGAAUCGUGUGUAUUUAGUCAUAUUUCAUGCAUUUGUGUUAAAGUAUUUAUGAUCUUUGAAUCUCUAUAUUUAUAGCUAUCAUUUAUGGAAGAAGGACCUUCGACUAGUAUUAUGGAGGAGCCUCAGGUAUGUUGGAGUUUGAAACAAUGUAUCACAUUUCCUGAAGUGAUGUGUGAUAAUUUAUCAAGGCAAUGUCAGUUGUCGCAUGUUUUUAAACCACAUACAAAUAGAAUAUAUAUAUUAUAUAUAUUAUAGAUAUCAUAUGUGGAAGAACCUUCGACUGGUGGCAAACGUAAGUAUCUAUGUCAGCAGUGGUCGUUUGUAUAUAUACUGCUUGUAAACUCCAUACAAAUAUAAUUAAAAUGUUAAUUAGUGACAAUCUUACAAUAAUUGGUGCUGUUAUAAGUAUAUUUUUUGUGUUUUAGUUUGGCGAACAGUCUGAAGGCAUUCAAUGUGGCAAUUGUGAAUCCUUAUUGAAGAAAAAUAGACAGCUUCGUCUAAAUUGGCUGUCUGCAAAACAUAAGCUUGAAAUUUGCAGAAAUCAAAUGGACUCACAAGUGGAAAGCCAAUUAGGUGAGUUACUUGCAUUUCUUUUUGCCUUACAUAAUUAGGGGGGGGGGCCGAGGGGGUGUCCAGACCAUUGCAGAACAAGUCUGAUUGCCAUUGCCAUAUAUAGAUGUAUUAGUGUUUCAUUCACACCCAGUGGCCAGUUUGAUAAUGGCUACAUACUGUAUAUAUUAACGACAUUUUUUGAUCAUCAGGAAAUGAUUCCCAAGACAUGCCUUCCAGCAAUGAUCCCACACCUGCAAGUACGCCAAUUGUAAGCGAUGAUGAGCAUUCUAGUUCAGAUAUUGGAUUACCUAUAUCAGAUGCUGUUUUUGAUGAAGAAGCACCAAUGGAAUCGACAGAAACAGAGACAGAGGAUGAGACAAAUCCACAGCAUAAAAAGUGAGUGCACAACCCUGAUAAUAUAAUAAAAUGUGUGGGUAGGCUAAGAACGACACCAGUAGUUUGUAAUUACAUAUAUCAGAGGCAACCAACAUAAGCUGUAUGGAUUUACUAAAUAUGUGUUAAUUUUUCAGGGUUUUUAAUGAUUCUAAUUUGCGAAGAGAACCAAAGUUCAUUGUGUUCUUCACCCAGUUGCUUACACUCUUCAAAUUUUGCCAUGCCUGCAAAUUUGACCAUCCAUUAAUUGAUGUUCAAGAGAAUGGUACAAUGGCUGAAGUAACAUCCACAUGUGCUAACCCAAAGUGUGGCAGGACAACCAAGUGGUUCAGUCAGCCGUAUAUGACAGGCACGAAGAUCCCAGCUGGCAAUUUCCUUCUAUCAUUUGCGAUACUUGUUGCUGGAACAUCAGCCACAAAAGUGUUGCGGGUAUUUAAUCAUAUGGGAUUGAAAUGUAUCUCACUUUCAACAUUCUUCAAACAUCAACGUGUGAGUGUUGGUACAUAAUAAAUGUUUAAUAUUAUAAGGGGCCAUUUAAUCACACGAUCCUGGUUUGGAAAUUGCAUAGAUAGGGUACCAUUGAGCACUAUUUUUCUCCCCUUGAUUAGUAAAUUUAUACUUGCAUUUUUAUUCGCAGGAAAAGCUAUUCCCUGGAAUAUUUAUUCACUGGAAAAAAUAUCGAGAGGGAUUGAUUCAAGAACUGAAGAACCAUGGUGACCUAGUGGUAGCUGGUGAUGGAAGGCAUGACAGCAUGGGCCACAGUGCCAAGUACUGUGCCUACACAGUAUUUUGUUGUACAGUGCCAUUUAUUAUUCACUUUGUACUUGUGCAGGUAUGUUACUUAGAAAGUACUGUGGAAAUUGUAGCACAUUAUAGCUGAUCAACUUGGAAGAUACAGUAAUAUGUAAUAACAACUGAAAAGCAUAAUACCACCCAGGGGAAUUUUUAAUGCAUUUAUACAUUAUAUAAAUCCCAUUGUCCCAGAGCACAAAUCCCAUCAUCUCAGUGGCUGUCCUGCUCAAUCUUAAUCCCAUUCCCAUUUUCUAUUGUUUUUUUGCUGAUGAGUCCCAGUGCAUGAAAUCCCAUUUUCCCACCCAAAAAUAAGCAAAUCCCAGUUCCCAUUUUACCCCUUCAGGACCCUCAUUAUAUAUGCAUGUAUUUAUACAGUAUAAUUUAUUUUCCAUUUCUAGAGAAAUGAAGCAGGUAGCAGUACUGCAAUGGAGUAUCAUGGUUUUGUAAGGAGCAUGGAAUAUCUUCUGGGCUGUGGAUUACUGAUUAAGACGUUUGUUUCAGAUCGACAUACAUCAAUUGCAAAGCACAUGAGGGAAAAGCUGGCCAACAUCAAACAAUAUUUUGACAUUUGGCAUUUGAAGAAAAGUAUGUUGCAAAUAAUAAUAAUAUGCAAUAUUUAUUUAUUUAUUCAAUAUCAAAAGUCCAUGUAUUCUUCCAUCUGAAUACAUAAGAGUGUAUCAUGUAAAAUUAGAAUGCUGUUUUUAGGUUUGUAAUCCAAGUGAGUAUAUAUACACUUUAAGACCUGACCAGGAAUGACUGUCAAAAAUGCAGCACAUUUUCCACAUUGCAUUUUUCACAGUCACUCCUGGUCAGGUCUUAAAGUGUAUAUAUACUUAAUUGGAUGAAUGAAUGAACAUAAUUUUUGAUGAGGAUACCAACUUCACAAGUAGUGGUUUACAGAGGGGUCCUCGGGAUUACAAACUUAAACACAGCAUUCUAAUAUUAAUUCCACCAAGUGAAGUGCAAGAGGCCGGAUUAUUGAGGUCCACCUUAUCAUGUAAAAACCCAUGAAAUUUGACUGGCACCAGGACACUGAAUAGAAACUGUACAGAAAUAUAACUUCAUAUAUGGAUGCCUAUGAUUUUGGAGUGAUCAUUCACACCAUGGAUCUAGGCAGUGCGUUAAGCAGAGGCAUUCCCUCCUGAAUGUUUGCCAUUUUGAAUAUACAGGGGGGUGAAUGCCUUUCAUAAGCGCCCUGGCUUAGUCAGCAUUUGAUGACAAAUCAUGGCAUGGCAUGGUUACGGUGCAGUUUAUAUUCUGUAACCAGGAUGCAAGAUAAAAUAACCGGGGUAUGAUAUUGCUCUGAGUGAGUGCACGAGUGAUUGACAAUUUUAUUAACUGGUAAAGAAUAAAAUCAUAUCAAUAAUUAUGGAGAAAUAUGGAGCUUUCUCAUUUUUUGUUUCCUUUGAUGGUACCGGUAUAUAAUUUUUUUUUGCUGUAAUACCAUUCUAUUUUAGAAGUCACAAAAGUCUUGACAAAACUUGCUAAAGUUAGUGGCAACGAAAUAAUCAGUGAGUGGAUUAAGCCAUGUACAAACCACUUAUAUUGGAGUGCCAGAACAACGCAAAGUGGAAAUGGGGAUGUUAUUUGGGCUAAGUUUUCAUCUUUCUUCAGCCAUGUUGUUAAUAAGCACAAAAAUUUGACAAACCUGUUGUUUGAUAAGUGUGCACAUGCAGAUGAGAUUCACCCACGCAAGUGGAUGGAUGAAGGUUGGUAGUGCUAUGUCAAUGUUGUUAUAAUUAGUACAAUAUUCCACAAUUCCUCUAUGCAAUUGCCUGUAAAUCCUUAUCCUUGGGUCAUUGAAAUGACCAACUUCAUGCUCAGAUUUAUGACCAACUUCAUGCUCUUUUUACCUUCCAUACCGGGCUAAAACCAAAAAAUCCCUCUUCCAAUAGUACAAUCUCAUAAUAAGUAAAUUAAUUAAAUAAAAAGCAGAAGCCCUUUGGGGGUAUAAAAAGGAAUAAAAUUGUAUAUUCACAACUUGUAUGCACAUGAAUAGUUUUAAUUGUUCAAUAAAAUAAAUAUCUAUUAAUCAUUUUCAGGUUCCAUUGCUUAUGAGAAAAUGCUUGCAGCUUUAACAAAUAAAAAAUUGAUGAAUGGUAUAAAGAAGGCAUCUCCUAUUGGUCAGACAAGCUGCCUUGAAGGCUUUCACUCUGUACUGAAUCAAUUUUCACCAAAAAUGAUUGGAUACAGCUAUCCAGGAAUGUUCUGCAGGUAUAGUGAUUUUUGCAAUAGCAUGUUUGUAUAUUUAUCACUCUUUAAUUAAACAAUUGUAUUGGAAUAUUUUAGGCAUGCACUUGCUGUUAUUCAUUUUAACAAAAACCUAAAUCGCAAGAACAAAAUGAAGAAUGGGGUUGAACAAGUCCAUGUUGUCUACCCAAAAUUUAAAAAUGGAGAGGCAGUUAUUCGGAAUGUGAAAGUGCAACAAAACUUUGGUAUGUAUAAUGUACUGUAGUUAAUACAAUAUAACAGUGGCAAGACUGACUGGUGUUCCAGGACUAUUAAGUUUGUCAUGCCGAUAAGCUCACAUAUUCUAUCAGAAGUUCUUAGAUCUUUGGUUAGGAAGGAUGACAAAAAUAGUAUAGCAAAAAAAUUUGGGAUACAGAUCUAGCAACCAUUUUUUUACUAAUUUGUAAUUACAUUAUUGCAUUAUUUAUUACAUUGAAGAUUACGUGGAUGAAAUAUAUGACACAAUGGUGGAUGCAAUUGUAAAUAAAAAAUUGGAGAAUGAAGUGAAAGAAAUAAAGAAGGAAACACCACUCCCAAUGAACACAAUGCUUGACAAACAGCCACGCAGUGAAGCUAUAAAAAAGAAACAAUCACGGGAAAGCAUGCCAAUUGUUGAUGUGCCACCAACAAAUCCUGGUAGGUUGUUUAAUUAAAAAAAAAUUGUCAUUACAGCAUUACUUUUCACCUAUCAGUAGCAGCACUAUCCCCUGAUGAGUUAGGCCGAGCAAAAUAAUACAAUAUCCUAAAAGGCUGUUGUAAUUGGUAAAAUCCCUUUAUAUUUUGCUAAACUAGCCCAUCGAUCCAGGGUAAAGUGUUCUUUAUUUUGUUUUUUAUACAUUUAUAGUGCCUGUUGUGGUUGCCUCAAGUAAUACAGUAGUGAACACAACAAGAAGCAAGCCAAAGUGCAAAAUAUGCAAAAGACCAAUGAAAGGUCACAAAAAUGUAGAAGACUGCCCAAAAAAUAGAUAA